AUGCCCCCUCCCCUUCUCCCGUCUGGUUUCAUCCGCCCAGGCAAGGGCGCGUACGGCACUGUGUACAGCGCUGUGGAUGGUCAAACGGGGGAAACUGUAGCGAUCAAGGUCAUUCCGGUUACGGAUCAGGAUCGAGAGGAGUUGACCCAGAUCCAGAAAGAAAUCAGAUUCCUGGCAGAUUGCAACCACCCGAAUGUCGUACGAUACUUGGGCAGCUACCGUCACCCCAACGAGCUCUGGAUCGUUAUGGAGUACUGCGGAGGGGGCUCCGUCAGCGACCUUCUGUCGGCCACCUCCGAGCCACUGAGUGAGGACCUCAUUGCGUACGUGUGCGGGGAGGCGCUCAAGGGUUUAGCCUACCUCCACGGGCUGGGAAAGGUGCACCGAGACAUAAAGUGCGGCAACAUCCUGCUCACAACGGGAGGGGAAGUCAAGAUAGCGGAUUUUGGUGUGUCAGCCCAGCUCACAGCCACCAUGAGCAAACGCAACACCUUCAUUGGCACACCCCACUGGAUGGCCCCCGAAGUAAUUCAGGAGAGCAGAUACGAUGGGAAGGUGGAUGUUUGGGCUUUGGGCAUCAGCGCCAUCGAAAUGGCCGAGCUACGGCCCCCCCGCUGGAAUGUGCACCCCCUGCGGGUCAUCUUCAUGAUCGGUCGGGACCCCCCCCCGCGGCUGAGUCAGCUCGACAAGUGGAGCCCCGUGUUCCAGGACUUCGUGUCGCAGGCGCUGCUCAAGGUGAAGGUGUAUGUAUGUAUGUAUGUAUGUAUGUAUGUAUGUACGUAUGUAUGA
Messenger RNA from Volvox carteri f. nagariensis, 789 nucleotides. It is a transcript of the gene mapkkkk1, whose product is annotated as MAP kinase. The record is from RefSeq and is a predicted model, not a curated record. Gene Ontology annotation, biological process: protein phosphorylation; regulation of MAPK cascade; intracellular signal transduction. Gene Ontology annotation, molecular function: protein kinase activity; ATP binding. The coding region runs from base 1 to 789 and encodes 262 amino acids. NCBI's taxonomy places the organism in Eukaryota, Viridiplantae, Chlorophyta, Chlorophyceae, Chlamydomonadales, Volvocaceae. The transcript has 5 exons.